GUGUUAGUGUGUGUAAUUAUCGAAAAAUUAAACCACACAACAAAAACAAACGUUUGGUGACAUAACUGUGUAGGCAUAAUGAGGAAAUAGUGCGUGUCCUUGUAGAAACAAGGAAGGUAAAAAUUCAAUUGGUGGUGCAGUUUGGAAACUUUUAGUCACAACUCCAUUAUUUUGACAUGUUCUCCUUUGAAUCUAGCUCCAUAUUGACGAACAGUUUUGAGGAAUGAUACAUCUUAACGCUAAAAAAGAAUCUAAAAUGAGAUGAGAUGGCAGCACAAUUUCUAGUUACGUGUGAAUAUUGCGAACAUCCUUCAGAAUGUUUCUGUAACCCAUGCCAGAAACAACUUUGCACAAACUGUGUUUCAUUUCACAUCCAACAAAAAUCAGAGGAUGGUCACGAAAUCGUCUGUAACACAAAAAGAAAAAAAAAUUAUACGUUUCAUAAGUGUAAGAACCACACUGGAGUCGAAUGUCAAAUGUUCUGCAAGACAUGCGAUGUUCCAAUAUGCCCAAAAUGUGUUGCCGCCAAACACAAAUCGCACGAUUUGAUUGAUCUGGAGGAGAAGAUAGAUAACGUCUCUUACUGUCUGGAUAAAGAACAAAAUAAUUUGAAAUACUGUAUUAAACCUUUGUAUCAGAAAAUGAUUGAACAAAUCAAGUAUCGCAUUACAACCGUUCGCGCUCAUUUCAGGUCAUUGUCUGAUACCGUCACACAACUGGGAGCCAAGUGGCAUCAAGUUGUUGAGGACGUUAUUGUUGAUAUCAAGAAUGACUUGAUGCAGAUGGAAAUUGACCAGCUAAAUCUGUUGGAGAAAGACAAACUUAUGCUUCAAGAAAUAGAAGAACAACUGGAAAGUACAAUCAGAGAAAAUUCGGAUUUAGGCAUAUCAAAGAAUAGAGCUAAAUUAUUGCAUUACAAUUCUGAAAUGAAAAGGUACAGCACUAUCCCUCCCAUAAAGGACUUUACUGCAGUGGAAUUUCAACCUAAACUACCUGAAAAAGACACGUUGAAAGACUUAUUUGGAAGUGUAGAAAGAUUCCGCAUCCUUGAUUUGCCAGAAUACAGAGUACCAUACGAUGUCCCGCAGAAAUUAUCCAAAUGUUUGCUCAAACACCCUAUGCUGAUAUCUCUGAUAGAGACGGGCUUUGGACCCGACGACCAAGGAAACAAAAUAUACGACCUUGUUGCUACAAGCCACGGGCGUUUCUGGGCAACAGGAUACAGCCGAGUACUGAAAUUGUUUGACACUAACGGUAACUUGAUCGAUUCAGUAACACUGAGUCACAAAAGUUCGUACAUUUCAGGAAUCUCAGAUGGACUUCUCGCCUACAGCGACCAAUCGGACAACACGAUAAAAAGGAUAGAGUCCGACGGAAGUGCGAGAACCUUUGUCAAUGCUGGAGAGUGGGUUCCAAAAGGAUUGGCUAGCUUCGAUGGCAGAAGCGGUCCACAACUAUUUGUAUGUCUUCACAGAAAGGAACAACACAAGGUUGUCAAAUACAACAAGGAGGGUCUCAGCGAGCAAGAGUUUCUCUACCCAGCAGAACACCACCCGCUCUACAUAACGAUAAACAAAAAUGGAGACAUAGGCACAACUGACCAUCGCCAAAAUUCAGUAGCUGUUUUGGAUAAAUUUGGACAUCCCCGUUUCAUGUAUACAGGAAACAGGGAAGUGGGGAAGAUGAAGUCGUUUCAACCCAUCUCCAUAGCUACGGAUUGCUUCAGUAAUUACCUUAUUUCAGACUGGGCGAAUCACGUCAUCCACCUUUUGAACGGCGACGGCGUGUUUCUACGAGUGAUAGCGUUAAAGCAAAGCCUAAAAGAACCACGUGGUCUCUGCAUCAUUGGUGAAGGAUUGCUUAGCGUCGGGGAAUGUGCAACUGGAGCGAUUAAAGUGCUCAGAUAUUUGAAAACGAAAUCUGAUCAGUGAUA
Magallana angulata is the source of this 1933-nucleotide messenger RNA. RefSeq lists its product as uncharacterized. The record is from RefSeq and is a predicted model, not a curated record. NCBI's taxonomy places the organism in Eukaryota, Metazoa, Mollusca, Bivalvia, Ostreida, Ostreidae. Gene Ontology annotation, molecular function: zinc ion binding. The transcript has 2 exons. The coding region runs from base 267 to 1931 and encodes 554 amino acids.